Messenger RNA from Closterium sp. Yama58-4, 3663 nucleotides. Lineage: Eukaryota; Viridiplantae; Streptophyta; Zygnematophyceae; Desmidiales; Closteriaceae. The record is from the annotation of a GenBank genome assembly.
AUGGCGGCGCCAGAGCGGCUUUUCCCAAACGCGAGCCGCUCCGACAUCAGAACCCGCUUUCACCUCGGCAAGCAGCUGGGGCAGGGCGGCACAGGCGUAGUAACCGUAUGCAGCGACCUUCAAACGGGGAUACCGGUCGCGGCGUGCAAGAGCGUGCCGAAGAGCAAGCUCCAGCGGCGCGACGCGCUGGAGGAGCUGCAGCGCGAGGUGCACGCGAACCGGCGCGUGCGCGGGCACGCGCACGUGGUGGAGCUGCGCGGGCUGUACGAGGACGCGCACGCCGUGCACCUCGUCAUGGACCUCUGCAAGGGCGGCGACCUCUACGACUUCCUCAUCGCACGCUCGCCCGUCGCAGAACCCGUCGCAGCCGAAAUCGCCAGGCAAGUGCUGCUGGCGCUGGCGCACUGCCACGCGGUGGGCGUGAUGCAUCGCGACAUCAAGCCGGAAAACAUCCUCCUCGUCGCGCCCGACGACGGCUCGGGCCGCGUGCACGUCAAGCUCGCCGACUUCGGGCUCGCCGUGCUGCUGCGGCCGGGGCAGCGCGCCGUGGGCAUGUACGGCAGCGCCAUCUACAUGUCGCCCGAGGUGGUGUGCCGCCGGCCGUACGGCCACGCGGUGGACCUCUGGGGUCUCGGUGUCAUCGUCUACCUCGCCCUCGCCGGCUACAUGCCGUUUUGGGGCAGCACGGACGAGGAGCUCUUCCUGCGCAUUCUCCGCAACUCCCCCGACUUCCGCGCGGACCCCUGGCCGCGCGUGUCCCCGCAGGCGGUCGACUUCAUCCGCUCGCUGCUCCACUCCGACCCCGCGCACCGCCCCUCCGCGCUCGCCGCGCUGCAGCACCCGUGGAUCGUGCAGCACUGCGGCGGCCCUGCCGCCUCCCCCGCGCCCUCUCUUUCGGCCGAGCCCAUGCCCGGGAUGACGCCCAAGGCCCCCGCGGCUGCGCGCAAGUCUGCGCCAGCGGGGGAGAACGGGGCGAAGGUGCACCCGGAGGCGGGCAAGGCGCAGCAGCUGCCGCGUGCGGGUAGCACGGAGGCGGGCGGGGAAGCGGCGGUAAUUGCGCCCCUCUCAACCCUUAACAAGAUCCGCGUGGGCGGAGCGGGGCAGUCCGGGGGACAGUCAGCCGCGCACCAGGGCAGGGCAAUGGACGUUGAUUCCGACCAAUCAGUUCCUAUUGCUCCAGUCGCUUCCGCCUCUUCCGCCGCCUCCGCUUCUUCCGCCAUGCCCGCGCCCAUGAAGCAGCCGCGGCAAGCGCCCGCCGGUGGCCAGCGGCAAUGGCCAACGCAGCAAGUGGAAGCGGUGCAAGCGCAAGCGCAAGGCGGGGAGGAGGUGCAGCCGCUGCAGCGCACGCGGCGGUCGAGUCAGCCGCGCGAGAAACGCGAGGGUCGGGGAAAGUCGACGAAAGGCCCGUCUGCCGCGGAGCAGCAGGUGCGCGGACGGCCCCGCCACCGCGAGUCCGCAACAGCCCCGCGCGCCAUGGAUGUCGACGAACCGAUGUCGUCGCAGCAGCCGUCGCAGGGGUCGUCGCAGGCGCACGCACUGCCGCCAAUCCAGGUUCCGCCUGCCGCGGGCUCCGCGCCGUCGCCGUCGCCGUCGCAGACGCCCGCCAGGUCGCAGGCCGCCACGCCCACGGCGCCGGCGACUCGACCGCGCGCGUCCCACUUCCGCUUCUUCUCCCCCAAGCGCAAGUCGCGCGCCGCAACUCACGUCACCGUCGCCGACGCGCCCUCGGGCGACUCGACCCCGAUGUCCAUCCCCGGCACCCCCACGUACCUUCCCCUCGACUCGCCCUCCGCCUCCUCCGCCACACGAGGCGGCGACUCGAGUCGCUCCUCGUCGUCGAUCAUGGACGCAGCGCCCUCGUGCUCAGUCCCGGUUUUCCGCCGCCAAUCGUCUUCCUCCUCUUCCACGCCGCGGUCUCGCACCGCCAAGCCGUCAGUCAUCACCAUCCCGCUGCGCACUCAAGCGUCUGCCACGUCAGCUUCGGAAGUGACAACGGUCGAGAUUCCCUGCCUCAGGACCGAGCCACCUCUCGACCCAACCAAGCAGCCGCCUCCCUUGCCUGAGCUGCAGGCUCGGCUAUCCCAACCCGACGGCUCCCUCCCAGUGCCUGAGCUCCUCUCGUACCUCCGCCCGCGCCCCUCCUCCCCCCGCCGCGCGCCCGCCGCCUCCGCGGACGACUCCGCGCCUUCCUCCGCCGCCUCCUCCGCCCCGCAGAAGCGCGGCUUCGCGAAACCCGCGUGGAUGGAGGCGAUUCGCGCCGCCAAGCCGGAGGACUCGCUGGCCGGGCAGGCCGGCGCCGCAAGCGGCGGGCUGCCGGCGGGCACGGACGCGCGGAGAGCGUCGAGCCAGUUCCUCGCGUCGAACCCGGCGCGCAAGUCGCCGGCAAUUGCGGCGGGCUUGGCGGCGGACGGUAGCAGCGCGGACAAGGGCGGCAGCCGUGCAGGCGUGUCGAUCAAAAUCCCCGCGGAACAGCCAGGCGCGGAGCACCGGGAGCAGCACGAGCAACGCGAGCAGCGGGAGCCGCGCGAGCCGCGCGAGCCGAAGAAGAAGGUCCGGUCGCCCGCCACGCGCCCGUCGCAGCCGCCCGAGUCGCCCAGGACGAUCCCUCUUGACUCGCGCCAGUCGCCCAAGCCCUCCCCUUCGUCGCUCGUCGACCCGCGGCAGUCCCCGCGCCUGUCCUCUCCGCGCAACCCGCGCGCGGGGGGGAAGCUCGUUCCGCCGCUGGUGCUCCCCAUACGCGGAGCCUGCGAGGCGGAAAAGGAAAAGCCCCUUCGCCGGCGGGACUCCGCGCAGCGGGGGGCGGGAACCGGCGAGGGCGCAGGCGGAAGCGCAAGCGGGGGAGAGGAGAGCGCGUAUCUGAGCUGCAAAUCCCCUUCCGCGAGUAGCGUUGCUAGCAGCGUGACGGAGGGGUGGUCCCCGUUUAUGAGCAGCGCGGGCAGCGUGAGCGGCAGCAGCAACGCGGGCAGCGGCGGCAGCAGCCCUUACCACGCGGAGACGCUGACGCCAGCGCUGACGUCAGUGCUAAAGAUGAGAGCCAUGGUGCGCGUGCCGGUGGGCGGCAGUGGCGGGCAGAUCGCGGGGCAGGCUAGGGGGCUAGGGUCGAUAGUGCGGGCCUUUGCUGCUCUCUCCACUGCACAGCCCGACUCUGGUGCUGGUAAUGGGGUUACCACCACUGCUGGUGGCAAGUCCGCUUCUGUCCCGGUCACCCCCGUCCGCAACCCGUUCAGCAGCAACGUCUCAUCCUCGUCAUCAUCUGCCGGGUCAGCGUCGGCGCACGUGGCGAGCCUCCGCGCUGCUGGCGCCACGUCAGCAGGGCCACGGGCGUCUGCCAGCGUGGCAGCUGCAGCGGCAGCAGCGUCUGCGAGUGUGGGCGCUCCUGCUGCAGCGAAUGCUUCAGGCUACACCAGCAGCUCCUCAGGUUACUGCAGUGGGUCUGGUUCUGCCCCUCCCUUCCGGCCGCCUGUGCCCAAGUGGGGUGAGGGGGGUGUUGGGAAUGCCAGGGCCAAGGGAGGAGCGCUGGCGGAAGCAAGGGCGAUUAUCAAGCAGAGGCAGCUGCUGCUGCAGCAGCAACAGCAGCAGCAGCAGCAGCAGGAUGGGGAUUUUGGGCAUGGCGCUGGCAUGGUGGGAUUGGCACCUGGAGGCACGUGGCUGGCCUCUCGGUGA